Molecule: messenger RNA, 915 nt
Organism: Alexandromys fortis (reed vole)
Lineage: Eukaryota; Metazoa; Chordata; Mammalia; Rodentia; Cricetidae
Gene: Spata31h1
Product: SPATA31 subfamily H member 1
Source: RefSeq, a predicted model, not a curated record
GAAGAUAAAAUGUUUCCAGAGAUGAGCAAACAGCAAUUGCUUUGUACAAACUCUGUAAACCUGACACCUGGCUAUGGUCUGCAGGACUUGAGAAGUAAGGAAUUUUAACCAGGACCUUGUUUUCAAACAGUUAUGUGUUUGAAGCCAGGGUCACAGACUCAGAGCGGGAACUCUUCAGAGUUAGCUCCAUGCCACGGGUCUCAAUGUCUCAAGUCUUUCUUUGCCCUGAAGCCAUGUCUUCAAGAUCUAAAACCCAUGGAGCUGAGGCUAGGAUCCCAACAGCAAAGUAUGAAUCGCCAACAGAUGCUAGAUGAGACGCCAAUGGUAGUAACACAGGAGUCCACCAGGAAGUCCUUGGCAGGACCAGCACUGACGAGUGUCAAAUUUUCAAAUUUAAUUCCAGAGUCGCAGUCACGAUGUAUGAAAUUUAAACCAUUAAAUCAGACUUCAGAGCUGAGGGGGCAAAGUGUAAAACAUGUGAAAUUAUCAUCAGUGUCCCUGCCACGAAGUGGAAACUCUGUGGGCUUAUCACCAAGUCCAUUCCUUCAAAAUAUGACAUUUGGGAACCAAAUUCCCCAAACAAAUGAUCAAAUCACAGAACCCUCUAAGGUGACGUGCAGACCAGCACACCACCUGGUGGACUAUGCAGAGAUGAACACGAAGAUCAGGUACCAAGCCCCUAAAUUGGUGAAUUAUAUUCCGCUGCCCGUUUAUCAAGAAGAUGCAGGAUCUUCAGAAAUGAUGAAAGGGUUGGGACACAAAAGCACAGAAACAACAGAGAAAUCUAUGAGGUUGAUCCCCAAGCCAACGGAUACAGUCACAGAAUCAUUGGGGAUGCCACAGCAGCCAGAGCUUCAAGUGCCAGGAUUUGCUGAUCUGACUCCAACACUAAGUGAUCAAGAUUCAAACGCCUAA